Portunus trituberculatus (swimming crab) is the source of this 1650-nucleotide messenger RNA. Its product is annotated as transmembrane emp24 domain-containing protein eca-like. The record is from RefSeq and is a predicted model, not a curated record. The coding region runs from base 60 to 722 and encodes 220 amino acids. Gene Ontology annotation, biological process: Golgi organization; endoplasmic reticulum to Golgi vesicle-mediated transport; intracellular protein transport. The transcript is spliced from 5 exons. NCBI's taxonomy places the organism in Eukaryota, Metazoa, Arthropoda, Malacostraca, Decapoda, Portunidae. Gene Ontology annotation, cellular component: Golgi apparatus; endoplasmic reticulum; endoplasmic reticulum-Golgi intermediate compartment.
CACUGCUCGUUAGGACAGAAGAAGAGGAAGAGUCACUAUUUUUCUUCAUUCUCGAUAGCAUGGAGACUAUUUCCCGGCUAACUCUGAGUUUUCUGCUCCUGCUGGUGAAUGUACUGGCGGGAGUGAAUGGACUCUACUUCCACAUUGGAGAGACAGAGAGAAAAUGCUUCAUUGAGGAAAUACCGGACGAGACCAUGGUGACAGGUAACUACAAACUGCAGCUGUACGACCCGAGGACAGGCGGCUUCAUGCCCUCGUCACCCGGCCUGGGGAUGCAUGUGGAAAUCAGAGACCCGGAUGACAAAGUGCUUCUCUCCCGGGUGUACAGCAGUGAGGGAAGAUUCACCUUCACCUCCCACACACCUGGAGAACACGUCAUCUGCCUCUACUCCAACUCCACCAAGUGGUUCUCCGGAUCCCAGCUGCGAGUACAUUUUGAUAUACAAGUGGGAGAACAUGCAGUAGAUUAUGCCUCAGUGGCCCAGAAGGAGAAGCUGACUGAACUACAGCUGAGGGUGAGGCAGCUGCUGGACCAAGUGGAGCAGAUCACUAAGGAGCAGAACUAUCAGAGGUACCGGGAGGAGCGCUUCCGCCAGACGUCCGACAGCACCAACCAGCGAGUGUUGUGGUGGUCGGUGGGGCAAGUCAUCAUCCUCCUCGCCAUGGGAUUCUGGCAAAUGCGUCACCUCAAGACAUUCUUUGAGGCUAAGAAGUUAGUGUGAGUGGGUUUUUUUUUUUUUUUUUUUUUUUUUUGUGUGUGUGUGUGUGUGUGUGUGUGUGUGUGUGUGUGUGUGUGUGUGUGUGUGUGUGUGUGUGUUUUGAGAUAAGCUCAUUAUAUCCUGCCUUUAUAAUAUGAUAAAAAAAAAAAUUUCAUAGUUUUCUGUAGAUUUCCAUGUACGUACUGUGUGUGUGUGUGUGUGUGUGUGUGUGUGUGUGUGUGUGUGUGUGUGUGUGUGUGUGUGUGUGUGUCACUCAUUUUGAAACCUGUAACUUAUUUGACCAAAUUAUGGUUCUUAAUCAUUUUAGUGAUUGUAUGUCAGGUGUUGGUCUCAAAGUAGCAUUACACAUUGAGAAGUGGGAAGUCUCUGUAUUGAUUAUUGGGAUAAGUGGGAGUUGUUAAUGUUGUGCUUGAGUUAGUGCUGUGGUUGUAAUAGCCUUUGUAGCAGGGCACAGUGGGAUGGCAAGGUAUCAACACAGUACAGUACUGUUUGUACUAGAAAUUAUUGCAUUUGUUACCAAAAACUUCUCAGUUCUGGAAAAUGAAAUAAAUGGUAAGAUGAAAACCCUAAUUUGUCUCACAAUGAAUCAUAGCAUUUAUCAUUGAAAACUUUUCUAUUGCAUAUAGCAUUGAAAACUUUUUCUAUCAUGUUGAGUUGAUGAAACUGAAAACUUAAAUAUGUUUAUCAUUCUGUAGAUUACUGUACAUGGUAUUGUGAACUAAGGAAUUGUAAAAUGACUUUGUCUUUUGUUUGAUGUAUGUACAUAGUGAAAAUCAUCCAUAAAGAUUUUAGCUUCAUGACUGAAGACAAGACCAAUCCCUUCCUUUUUAUUUCCACAUGCAAACAUCACUCAGAGGCAAUGAUGAUCUUUGUAGAAUGUGGAACCACACUCACCACUAACAAUAAAAUGUUGAUCUACAAGUCAAUGUUG